This is a messenger RNA of Cavia porcellus (domestic guinea pig), 2886 nucleotides long. It is a transcript of the gene Dlgap5, whose product is annotated as DLG associated protein 5. The record is from RefSeq and is a predicted model, not a curated record. The transcript has 19 exons. Bases 168 to 2669 code for a protein of 833 amino acids. Gene Ontology annotation, cellular component: spindle pole centrosome; nucleus; cytoplasm. Gene Ontology annotation, biological process: signaling; regulation of mitotic cell cycle; centrosome localization. Gene Ontology annotation, molecular function: microtubule binding. Lineage: Eukaryota; Metazoa; Chordata; Mammalia; Rodentia; Caviidae.
UCCCGGAAGUGCUAGGAAAUCCCUCCAAUCAGAGGCUCCAGGCGGGAAGUUUGAAUUGGGCUCCACUAGUAGGCUUCAGCGCGUCGGAGGCAAAGCAGGACCUCCUGAGCCAAAAGGCUUUCCUAUUUUCACUCUGGUUGAGCUUUCACGCUAGAAGGUGCCUCAGGAUGUCUUUGUAUUUUGUCAGCCGUCACAGAAAGGAUUUAAGUACUGAGAUGAUCAGAACUAAACUCGCUCAUAGGAAAUCUCUGUCUCAAAAAGAAAACAGACAUAAGGAGUACGAACGCAACAGACACUUCGGUUUGAAAGAUGUCAAUAUUCCAACCUCACAGAGCAAGGCUUUUGUGGAAUUACAUGAGACAUCUCAAGAACUUGUUCCAGAAAAGUCCAAUAUCAAGCCACAGUCGCUGAAAACUGUUCUAAGUGAUCAACGCAAACAAAUGCUCCAGAAAUACAAAGAGGACAAGAAGCUCCAGAAACUGAAAGAGCAGAGGGAGAGAGCCAAGCGGGGAGUGUUUAAAGUGGGCCUCUUUACACCCGACGUCCCCGCCUUCCUUUCAUCAGGGCCCUGUGUCAGGAAAGCUGAGCCGAAAAAGGCUGCUCCAUCUUCUGUACGAAUCACAAGAUCCAAGGCCAGGGACCAAGUGGAACCCUCUAAGCUCCCUGCUGCGAGUGAUGUCCAAGUGGCCGGCCCUGGAGGAAGACAGGCCGCUCACAGGAGGGCACUGGACAAAGAAAAUAAAGUUGUGACUCCCGUGGCUCCGGUGCCCAUCAGGAUGACACGAUCGGCUACUCAGGCCACCAAGCAGGUCCCCAGGCCCGUCCCCACUGCCACAGUCAGAAAGCCAGUCACGAGGGCUGCCCAGGAUAAUGAACCAGAAAGAAAGGCACCCAGUAGAGGAAGACCCGCCGCAAAGGUCGAAACGAAAGCUGACAAGGCCGUUUCUUUUAAAGUCCAUAGUGAAGGAGAUUCGUCACAUACCAGUGCCACAAAGGAGACGGAGCCAGACAGAGUCUUAGCGAAGCCGGGAAACCUCCCGAAGACAAGAGGCAAGAAUUCUUUCGCACCUCAAGACUUCGUGUUCCAGCCCCUGGAGGGAGUGAGGACCUAUCAGGUGAUGCCCAUGACGCCCAGGAGCGCCGAGGCUUUCCUGACGCCCAGCCUCACCUGGAACCUCGCACAGCCCUCAGGUGAUAAGAUGCAAGAAACAAGAAAAGAAAUCUUGGCCCCAAAAUGUAAAACUUUUACCAAGACUGUGCAGCAGGAUUCAUUCCUAUGUCCCCUGGAUUCCGUAACAGUUUUCAAAGAAGCUUUAUUUGUAGAAUGUGGCUUAAGUCAAAAUGCAGUUGCUCCUGAAGAUCCCGACGGCCUGUCUGGAGACAAAGCCUUACCGCUGGAGACCUGUGGAGGUCAGAUCCCCGAGCCACAGCACGAUGUGCCGUAUUUCAGAAAUAUCCUCCGCUCUGAAACUGAGAAGUUAACUUCACACUGCCUGGACUGGGACCGGAAGCUCGAGCUAGACAUCCCCGACGACGCGAAAGAGCUCAUCCGCACAGCAGUGGGCCAAACACGACUCCUCAUGAAGGAGCGGUUCAAGCAGUUUGAAGGCCUGGUGGACGACUGUGAAUAUAAACGUGGCCAGAAGGAGACCACCUGCACCGACCUGGAUGGGUUUUGGGAUAUGGUUAGUUUUCAGAUAGAAGACGUAAAUAAAAAAUUCAUCAAUCUGAUGAAACUUGAAGAAUCCGGAUGGCAAAACAGUACCACAAGCAAAAAAGUCUUACGGAAGAAGCCGGUCCCCUGCACAGGGAGCCAGCGGAGUGCGGAGGACGGCGCGCGUGCGGCCGCCAGGAGCCGUCUGGCCGCGGUCAAGAACGCAAUGCGCGAGCGGCUGAGACAGGGCACUAAGGGGGCCGAGGCCGGGGCCGCCGACUGCAUCGUAUUCGACGCCGGCUUCUUCAGGGUCGAGAGCCCGGCCAAGUCUUUCUCAGUGCUUUCCUGCGAACGCCGGUCACAAAGGCUUGGGUCGCCUAAGUCUGUCACCAGAGUAGUUCCUGAGAGCAGAGCUGACACCAACCUUCAGAGACAGAGGACAUCACCAGACAGCCCUGGCCCUCGAGGCACCCAGAGUGGACAUGGAGAGGAGAAGUCUUCAUUGGCAGAAAUUCCUGAGAGCAGGAGUGGUGCCAUGGAAGAUGCGCAGUGUCAUGGAUCCCAAGACUUGACAAAAGUGAGCCAGUUUCAGGAUGUAACUAAGACAGACUUGGAGAUGAAUUACUUAUCCCACAAAGCAGUGAGUUCGCAUCUUCUUGCUGGUAGUGACCCGACCACUGCUAAAGAGGAGAGUUCGGGCGGCACGGAAAGGAUGGAGCUGAAUUCCUCCUUUACCACCCAGGAUGCUCCAAUGGACAGUCCUGAGAAAAGCUCACUGUCACAGAGUGACGCCCUGCAGGAAGCAGCAGUGACAGCCUCUCAGUCAGUACCAUUUGAUACCGAAGCUGUCACCACUGAAUACCACCUUCUUGAUUCACCAGGCCCAACCCGCAUCGACCCCUCAGCCUGGGCAGGACGGAAACUGCAAGGAACCCGACUGGCCUCCUUCGGCGGGAACCUGAUCUCCUUCUCCCCGCUGCAGCCCUUUCCGGCAGAGCAGCUAGAAGAUGUGUGACUGCACAAAUCCACGCCUGUGUCUGCCUUGGGGAUGAGUUGCACUGGAAAUCUGGAAGACAGAGACUGGUGUCCACCCCGUGCAGUCCUCUCUGCCGGCGUCCUGGUGUUUUCCUGCCCAGCGGCCAGCCCAGUGUGUUUUAGGCGGGAUCCUUCUGGGGGGUGGGGGGCUUUGUACACUUACCACACAGAAUAAUAAAAAGCAGACUUGGUCUUGC